AUGUUCAAAGUCUACCCGGAAUUCGAGCAAACCCAAGCCUCGCGGCCAGAUUUUCGCCGCGAUGCCGAGAUCACAUACACCAAGUCCCCAACCCCUACAUGGAAGCAAGGCGAUGGCGCAAAUGACGGCGGUGAGAGCCUGAAGAAAGACCACGUUGAGAUCGACCCCAACGAGGAGGGCCGCCCCGUGGCCUCGAACUAUAAGUUCCUGAUCUCAGGAAUGGUCCCACGACCGAUCGCACUCGUCAGUACUCAGUCUGCAGAUGGCAAGACUACAAACCUUGCUCCGUUCAGCUACGCACAGGUCAUCAACCACGACCCGCCACUCUUCACGAUUGGCUUUUCUGGGUCGAUGGAGAGAGCCAAGGAUUCGUUGAAAAACCUCAACGAGACUGGGGAGUGUGUUAUUAACAUUAUCUCGGAGCAUUUUGUUGAAGCGGCCAACUCUACUUCUAUCAAUGCUCCGUAUGGUGUCUCUGAGUGGGAGACUUCGGGGCUACACCAGGCGCCUACCUCUGUUGUUAAGCCUGCCCGCGUCAAGGAGUCCAUUCUCUCUAUUGAGGGCAAGCUUGUUGAGUUGAAGGAGUUUGAGAGUCGGGUCACCCCGGGUAAGAAGUCGGGUGUGCUUGCUAUUAUUGAGGGCGUUCGUUUCUGGGUUAGGGAUGACGCUAUCAACGAGGAAAGAAAUGUUGUUGAUUUGAAGGUUCUUAAGCCUAUAAGUCGCCUAGGUGGUAUCUCAUAUGGUCGAACCACGGAGGCCAUGGAGAUCCCUAGACCGCAAUUUUAG
This is a messenger RNA of Penicillium concentricum, 786 nucleotides long. Its product is annotated as flavin reductase family protein. The record is from RefSeq and is a predicted model, not a curated record. Gene Ontology annotation, molecular function: FMN binding. NCBI's taxonomy places the organism in Eukaryota, Fungi, Ascomycota, Eurotiomycetes, Eurotiales, Aspergillaceae. The transcript has a single exon. Bases 1 to 786 code for a protein of 261 amino acids.